This is a messenger RNA of Lingula anatina, 1437 nucleotides long. RefSeq names its product tRNA (cytosine(38)-C(5))-methyltransferase-like. NCBI's taxonomy places the organism in Eukaryota, Metazoa, Brachiopoda, Lingulata, Lingulida, Lingulidae. Gene Ontology annotation, cellular component: nucleus. The record is from RefSeq and is a predicted model, not a curated record. Gene Ontology annotation, molecular function: methyltransferase activity.
AGGUGGCAGUGCACAUAAACGAAAACAAAAAUGUGUGAACGUGUUAUCGAAUUCUACAGCGGAAUUGGGGGAAUGCACCUGGCUCUGAAAGAGAGUAGCAUCAAGUAUAAGGUUGUUGCAGCAGUUGAUAUCAAUGAUGUUGCAAAUGAAGUUUACAAAUACAACUUUCAGGACAUCAACCUACUUCAGAGGAGUAUAGAGUCCAUUAGUCUGAAGGAAUUGAACAAAUUUAACCCAACCAUGCUGCUAAUGAGUCCACCAUGUCAGCCAUUCACCAGGGUGGGGCUACAGAAGGAUGUAGAGGAUGCAAGAACUAACUCCUUUAUCUACCUUUUAGAAACACUACCUAAAUUGGAAAAGUUGCCCAACUACAUAUUGAUUGAAAAUGUGAAGGGUUUUGAAUGUUCCCAGACAAGAGACAAGAUGGUUAGAACACUCAGAGAAUGUGGCUACAACUUUCAGGAGUUCCUACUUACUCCAUUGCAGUUUGGUGUCCCCAACUCAAGGAUGAGGUACUAUAUGGUAGCAAAGAAGAAACCUUUGACUUUUGUUUUUGAUACUUGUGAGGACAAGGUGUUUGAGCAUAUACCUUCCUGUGCCAAACCAUUCAUGACUCACAUGAAGCCUUCUGGGCCAGGUGAUCAUAUGGUGUGUUGCUAUUGUCAAAAUCCAAUUAAAAAGACGGAUAUACUUGGGAGUUCAGCAGAUACUCAGAAAAAUGGACAAACAGGAAAUAAUUUGACAGAUUUUGAUAAAAUAAAUGAUACUGAAGAUUCAACAAAUGAGGAGCCUAAGGCAAAAGCUCCAAGACUUGACAGUGGCACAGUGAAUUCAGGCAAUUCCAAUGAAGACAAAGAUAGUGGCGAUAUAACUGCAUCAAAAAGGCAGAGCUGUGAAAAGUGCACUUUAUCAGCUGGUGUGAUAGCUAGCAAUCAAGAUUAUUCCCCACAAUUCUGUCAAAGCAUAGAUCAUUAUUUGGAAAAACAACCAGAGGAAUAUCUAGAAAAAUUCUUGUUGCCAGAGAAAGACCUAAAAAGAUUUAAAGUUAUGGAUAUUGUGCUACCAAGUUCCAGGAAAAGUUGCUGUUUUACUAAAAGAUAUGGUCAUUACAUGGAAGGAGCUGGAUCCGUGUUCCAGAUGGUUUUGGAGGAGAUGAAUACAAGCAUUUUGAAAGAUGACAUGAUACCAGAAAAGGCAGUUGAGUAUAUGGAUGAUAUCAAGAAGCUAAAAUUAAGAUAUUUCACUCCAAGAGAAAUUGCCAACUUGAUGUGUUUUCCAAAGGAAUUUGAAUUCCCAAACAAGUUGAGCAGGAAGCAGUGCUACAGAGUUCUUGGGAACAGCCUUAACGUCCAUGUAGUGGCAGUAUUAAUCAAGCUGAUGACUAUGAAUGUUGUACAAAAAAAUGACAGUUAAAAAACAAUGGACAAACAGAACAAU